Molecule: messenger RNA, 1328 nt
Organism: Vigna unguiculata (cowpea)
Lineage: Eukaryota; Viridiplantae; Streptophyta; Magnoliopsida; Fabales; Fabaceae
Product: GDSL esterase/lipase At4g16230-like
Molecular function (GO): hydrolase activity, acting on ester bonds
Source: RefSeq, a predicted model, not a curated record
AGGAGGAGGAUCCUGAUUCAGUACUUCGUUGCAGUCAUCAGUUACUGUUCUUUCUCUCUAAUGGCUGUCCUCUUGAAUCUGAUUCGACUUUUCAUAGUCUCGGUCUUGUUUAACGUUUCAACCUCAGAUGAACUCCCUGCAAAUUUUGUAUUCGGAGACUCCCUUGUUGACGUGGGAAACAAUAACUACCUUGUUUCCUUCUCAAAGGCUAAUUAUUUACCCAAUGGCAUUGAUUUUGGAAGACCAACGGGAAGGUUCACUAAUGGAAGAACCAUCGUGGACAUCAUUGGUCAGGAACUGGGUAUGGAUUUAAUCCCACCCUAUUUGGCACCCACCACGGUUGGACCAGUGAUUCUGAAGGGUGUGAAUUAUGCUUCUGGUGGAGGUGGAAUUCUAAAUUUCACUGGACAAGCCUUUGGUGGUCGACUCAACUUUGAUGCACAGAUAGAUAAUUUUGCAAAUACCAGACAAGACAUCAUAGCCACCAUUGGUGUUCCUGCGACUCUCGAUCUAUUCAAUAGGUCAUUGUUUUCCGUGACGAUAGGCUCAAACGAUUUCAUAAAUAACUACCUAACUCCAGCACUCUCAUAUUCCGAACGGGAAUCGGAGACUCCACAAUCCUUUGUCGCAAAAAUGAUAUCAAAAUUCAGAGUUCAGCUCACUAGGUUGUUCAAUCUGGGGGCUAGAAAAGUUGUUGUGGCGAAUGUGGGGCCUAUAGGGUGUAUUCCAAGUCAGAGGGAUUCAAACCUCGGUGCUGGAUAUAGCUGUGUUUCUUUCCCCAAUCAGCUAGCACAGCUAUAUAAUUCCCAACUAAAGGACCUUAUUACAGAACUCAAUUCAAAUCUUGAGGGUUCAGCUUUUGCUUAUGCAGAUGUGUAUCAAAUUUUAGAUGAUAUUCUCAAGAACUAUGUAGCACUCGGUUUUGUUAAUCCAAAUUCAGCUUGUUGUCGCGUGGCUGGGCGCUUUGGUGGUCUGGUUCCGUGUGGUCCCACAUCGAAAGUUUGCUGGGACAGAUCAAAGUACGUGUUUUGGGACCCUUAUCAUCCUACUGAUGCUGCAAAUGUUAUGGUCGCUAAGCAUCUCUUAGAAGGAGGUUCCAACUACAUUUGGCCACGCAACAUUCGCGGACUCCUUCAAACUUGAACUUUUUUUUGGUGUAGAUACCUAAUUCGUCAUACUAAAUGCUUCAGCAUAAAUGUUAUAAACUUUCAAAUUAAAGAAAGAUUAGGAGAUAGUGAAAAUCAUGUUGUGUUUUCAUGAUUUCAAAGCUUAUGACAAUCGACAAUUUCCUUAAUUAAGGUGUCUUUUGUUCCUUGGGAAUCACGAUA